CUGGACUAUAUAGUAAAGGGGUGUGCUAUCCACACAUCCUUUUUAUUUCUCACACCCUUGUUAAUUGCUAUCUGUUACAUCUUUUUCAUUUUAUCCGAUCCGACAGCCAAAAAUUAAAAGGAUGUGUGAGAAGUAAAAAGAGAUUUGUGGAUAUCAUAUCCAAAUUAAAUCCCCACAGGGACCUUUGUGUUUCGUUUCUUCGAUGGCCAGAGAAUUUUCUCACGGUGGUGGUGGGUACGCCGAGCAAAAGCACGCGACGGAGAACCCACCACCUUGUUCUGAACUUUCUACGUUGCCAUCGACUACCCCUGCUGCUUCUACAGAAUCCGGCGACGCGGCGGCGAAGACUGGGGCGGAAGAUGUCCUUUAUGGUGAAGACUACGUGGGGGAUUUUAUGUACAAUCUCUCUCCUUGCCGCCGGCCCCCUUUCCUUAGAAAGUUAAAUAUAGGCAUAUUCUGUAAAAGUCCAAAUUUUAAUUUUUUUAAUUAUUUUCUCAAAUUUCCGGGUCGGCAAAUCCAAAGAAAUCUGAAGGCCGAAGCGGAGUGAGCGAGAGUCUACUCUCGGCAGGACCUGUAUAAGCGUUCGAAAGCUACGAAAGUCUUACAUCGGAAGGGCCUAAAUAAGAGUUACAAGAAAAAAAAGUUGACCCGCGUAAGUCUACUCUCGGCCAGUCCGGGUUUUCCCCCCAACCAAACAGAGAGAAAGCGGUGCCGGAGAGACUAGACCAGAUCGGAUGGCGGACGGAACUGCGCACUCGCGGUAUGUGAAGCUGACGAAGGAUCAAGCGCCGGCCGAGGACAUUAAGCCCGGCGAGCUCAAUCAGCCCAUCGAAGUUCCCCAGUCGAAUGUUCACAGGUGUCACCAAUGCGGACAGCCUUUACCCGAGAGCUAUCUGCCCCCUAGAGAUGAGCCUUGGACAACCGGAAUUUUUGGCUGUGCUGAAGAUAGAGAAAGUUGCUUGACAGGGUUAUUUUGUCCAUGUGUUCUGUUUGGGCGCAAUGUUAUGAGCCAAAGCGUAAGCAAUGAGACCCCUUGGCACAGACCAUGCAUUUCUCAUGCUGCUUGUGUUUGUAUUGAAGGUGGUUUGGCUCUGGCAGCAUUAACUGCAAUCUUCCAUGGUGUUGACCCAUGGAUUUCAAUUACUAUUUGCGAGGGUCUGUUAUGUUCUUGGUGGAUGCGUGUGGUAUUUGCAGGUCUUGUCCGGCAAGCCUUGCAGAAGAAGUAUCAUCUACAGAACUCACCGUGUCACCCAUGCUUGACACACUCCUGCUUGCACUGGUGCGCCUUGUGCCAAGAGCACAGGGAGAUGAAGGGACGCCUCUCGGACAAUUCUGUGAUGCCAAUGACCGUCGUCAACCCACCUCAAGUUCAAGAGAUGAAGUCUGCUGACGACAACCAGGACUCUGCUUCACCAUCCUCUACCAACAAUAGUGGCCACACCGAUCUCCAGAUGCAGGCGUUGUAGGAUCUAAGCAAAGCAUCAUUUCACUAGGAUUUUAUGUGUGUGAGCUAUCGCCGCAUACACGGGACGUCGCCUAUACAGUUGCUUAAUAUUGAUCUAUAUAAACCUCAGUCUAUAUAUAUAGCACGUAGCUGUAAUCGGAAUCAAUUUACGGAAUUGGAUUCCGAUUACGGGAUACACCUUUGUUUAAGUAAUCUUGGGUAAUCAAAAUACAUGUGGGGUCCACGCGCAUUAAGGAAUCCAACUCCUAAUUUUGGAGGAAUUAGACUCCCUACAUGACGGAGGUAUUUCAAUUCCUUGAGACUUGAGGAAUCUGGAAUGGAUUUUUUCUACCAAUGAUGCACUCACUUGUUUCUUAUAAUCUCAAUAUUACCCUUCAUUUGACAUUCA
This is a messenger RNA of Malus domestica (apple), 1853 nucleotides long. Lineage: Eukaryota; Viridiplantae; Streptophyta; Magnoliopsida; Rosales; Rosaceae. The record is from RefSeq and is a predicted model, not a curated record.